ACGGGUCUCCCUCUGUGGAUGCUUGGUUUGGGUGCGGACCUCUUGUGGGCCGACAUGAACCGCCUCCUCGCCUUCCUAUUCCACCAGGGAGUGUUGGAUGAACAAUUUUUACAGCUUCAACAGCUGCAAGAUGAAACCUCCCCCAACUUCGUUUCUGAGGUUGUCAACAUUUAUUUCCAUGAGUCCGAGAAGCUACUUAGGAAUCUCAGAGGAUUACUAAUGGAGAAGGAGUUAUCGGACUACAGGAAAAUGGGAAUUCAUUUGAAUCAGUUUAUGGGUAGCAGCUCAAGCAUUGGUGCCAAGAGAGUCACACACGUCUGCAUUGCCUUUCGUGCCGCUACUGAACAGAGCAACCGUGCUGGAUGCUUGCGAGCCUUGGAGAUGCUGGAGCAUGAAUAUUGCUAUCUAAAGAACAAAUUUCACGAACUAUUCCAGAUAGAGCAGCAACGUGCUUUGGCAACAGGAGUGAGAUAUCCCGUGCAGAAUCAAUAA
Molecule: messenger RNA, 492 nt
Organism: Gastrolobium bilobum
Lineage: Eukaryota; Viridiplantae; Streptophyta; Magnoliopsida; Fabales; Fabaceae
Product: pseudo histidine-containing phosphotransfer protein 6-like
Exons: 5
Coding region: 19-492 (157 amino acids)
Biological process (GO): phosphorylation; phosphorelay signal transduction system; cytokinin-activated signaling pathway
Cellular component (GO): nucleus; cytoplasm
Molecular function (GO): histidine phosphotransfer kinase activity; protein histidine kinase binding
Source: RefSeq, a predicted model, not a curated record